Messenger RNA from Adineta steineri, 1341 nucleotides. The record is from the annotation of a GenBank genome assembly. NCBI's taxonomy places the organism in Eukaryota, Metazoa, Rotifera, Eurotatoria, Adinetida, Adinetidae.
AUGUCGUCGAUGGUACGACGUGAUUUUGGUUCAUUUCAUAGUUCAAAUGUUGAAGAAUUAUUAGAUCUCCCGGAUGAUUGUUUUAUAUCAUUAUCAGAACCAUUUCCCUUAUAUGAUUAUAAAAGUGAUGAUAAGAUUCCAUUUGGACGUGGGAUGAAUGAAAAAUAUUUUUUAUUAGAUAAUAAAUAUAUAUUUCUUAAUCAUGGAGCAUUUGGUUGUGUAUUACGUCAAGCAUUAGAAUAUUCACAUUUAUUUCAAUAUUAUAUUGAAAAACAACCACUACGUUUUUAUGAUCGUGAAAUAUUUCCAAGAUUAGUAGAUGUAAUAAGAAAAAUGGCAAAAUUUUUAGGUUGUACAACACCAAAGAAUUUAAUAUUAGUUGAAAAUGUUACAUUUGCUUGGAAUUCUAUAAUAACAUCAUUAAAUAUAGAUGAUAAAAGUCACAUAUUCAUAAUGAAUACUAUGUAUGGUGCUUAUAAAAAAUAUCUAAAGAAGAUUUGUUUAGAGACUGAUGCAAAAUUAUAUGAAUUCUCAAUUGAAUUUCCCAUUGAUGAUAUUAAUAAAGUUGUAGAUAAAAUAAAACUUGCUCUCAAAUCAAAUAAAUUUACUUAUGCAUUCUUUGAUCAUAUAUCAAGUCAAUCACCAUUCAUUUUACCUAUAAAUGAUCUUUGUUAUUAUUGUAAACAAUUAAAUAUUCCAUGUAUCAUUGAUGGAGCUCAUGCACUUGGUUCAAUCAAUCUUCGUUUUGAUUAUGAAGAUGAUUAUUUACCAGAUAUUUAUUUAACAAAUUGUCAUAAAUGGUUUUGUGCACCCAAAGGAGUUGGCCUAUUAUAUAUGAAAUCAAAUAGUAAACUAAUAAUUCAUCCAUGUAUACAAUCACAUGGAAUUGAUUCUGGGAUGCAUUCGGAAUUUCUUUGGACUGGUCUUAAAGAUUAUACAAGUUUCUUAGCAUUAAAUGAAUGUGUACGUUUUUGGUCAUAUUAUGAUAUCAAAAUAAUUAUAGAUCGUAAUACAAAAUUAGCUAAAGAUGCAAGUGAUUUAUUAGUAGAAAUGUGGAAUACAUCAAAAUUAACUUCAGAUGAUAUAUCUGGUCCAAUGCGUUGUAUAAAAUUGCCGAUGUCUAAUGAUAAUAAUGGUGGUUUUAAAUAUGAUGAUGCUGAAAUAAUACAAAAUCAACUUCAUCAUGAUUAUAAUAUUGAAGUACCAAUUAAAAAUAUUGAUGGAAAUUUGUAUGUUCGAAUAUCAACACAUAUCCAUAAUUAUAUUGAACAAUAUGAACAAUUAGGUAAUGCUAUAAUCGAAAUUAUUGGCAAGUGGCAUCAGAAACAAGAAAAUUUUUGA